AGUUUUAUAUAUACUAUCCAUAUCCACCCGCCGGCUCGUUCCAACUGUUACCUAAGCCAAAGUUAUUCUUGUAACCAAAACACACGGGUUUCGACUACAACGCAUUCGAGUGCUAGCGCUCAACGAGUAAUAAUGGUCAGAGCGAAAUAUUGUUUUUAAAAAAUUACGUCAUACAAAUAUCGAAUUACUUUUCAAUCUAAAAAUAUCCCUGGUGAACAUUUUUGAUAUUAAGACGUUUUACAUCGAAAUUUUUAAGUUUGCAUUUUGGCGAAAAUAUUUGUUACGUGUUCGUUACGGAAGUUUGCUUAAAAACUCUGGUGAAUUUUGAACUCAAAAUAGUGUCUGUUGGUUUUUUUAAUUGUUGUGUUGCCGUGCGGGUCGCAGAAAUAAAUUGGUGAUAUGGCACAAUUAAUAUCAGUUCGAUUAAAUCGAGGAGAUGCUUGUCCGUGGGGAUUCAGACUCCAGGGUGGCAAAGAUUUCGGCACUCCUUUGGUUAUUCAGAAGGUGAACAGCGGAAGCCCGGCCGAGCGAGCUGGUCUGCAAGCAGGCGACGCUGUCAUCAAGGUGAAUAACACAGACGUCUAUAAUCUGAGACACAAGGACGCGCAAGACGCCAUCGUGCGCGCCGGACAAUCCUUUGAGGUGACAGUACAAAGAGGAGGCUCAACAUGGCAACCACAAGUAGUUCCAACUGGAGUUGCUCCAAAACCAUCACCAUUAGGUUCUUAUGUGUCACCAGUGACCAAAACUUCUUUGGCCGCCAAACCCCAAGAUCCCAUGCACAUCGGAUCCGGACACAACAAUAAGGCUAAACCAUUUGCAAGUUUAAAUGGAACCGGCCCUAAGAACUUAGUAAAUAAACAAUACAACACUCCAUUGAAUAUCUAUAGUGAGCAAACUAUCAAGGAAACAUUAGACAAACACUCUGAAGUGCUCGAAACCGGUGUAGUAGGAGUGAACUUUAAGAAAAACGAAAAAAUCUAUAAUGCAGCAAAUAGUGAGGUGUUCAAAAUGCUACAGGAAGCUGAUAACGAACCCGAAAAAGUAGCCCCGAUUAGUCCAGUGCAUGUCACAGCUCCCUCUUCGGAUCAUUCUCACCAGCCUAUGGCGUCCCCGGCUGCACCAGUUUCUGGAUUGCGUCACGUGUCGGCUCCAGUCGAUCGCCCCGCGACAAACAACACCGGCGGUCUGCCGGCCGGGCAGAAUAUCUGCGCUGAUUGCGAAAGACUCAUCGUGGGUGUGUUCGUGCGCAUAAAGGACAAGAACUUACAUGUUGAAUGUUUCAAAUGUGCAACUUGCGGUACAAAUUUGAAGAACCAGGGAUACUACACCAUUCAUAAUAAAUUAUAUUGCGAUAUUCACGCCAAGCUCGUUGCUCGCCAAAAUCCACCAGCUGGUACCGAAGGAUGCAUUCCAUUCACCGUGCCACCCGGCGGAAAAAUUCCGGUGAGCGCUAUCUCCGCAGCUCUGGCUGCCCACUCGUCUCAUCCACUUAAUGGAGGUAUGGCACCACCUAAGGACCAAGCUCCCUCUACUCCGGGAUAUGCACCAGUUUCAGCACCAACAUGCACCAAUCUGUGUGUUCAAGUGUCUCCUUCGGCCGUCAAUGAUACUAACCAGCCUAACCAGGUUACAUACGAAUCCAACCUUCUAGUACAGAUUGCUCCCAACGAUCCCACAUAUACUAAUGACGAAACUUUAGAGAAACAACGGAAAUUGAAUUCACCAAAAAGCUCACUUGUGAACUAUGUGAAAAUUACUCCGUAUAAUAACAACCAUGAAACUAGAAAUUCACCUACCUCGAUUGAGCACAACACAUCUCCUAAAUCAGAAACUAAUACAUCCCCGAAUGGCACUGUAAUUAAUGGAUAUAGAAAAGUUUUGCCACCAAAUCAAGGUGGAUCGUAUAAGCUGUCUGGUAACUUAUCCGGUCCUAAGCCAUACAGUUUUGGGGCACCCCAGGCUUCUCCUUUGAGUCCAGUUUCUGCCCCACUAUCACCAUAUAGUGCUCCACUGUCACCAUUGGUUUCUCAACAACAACAAGGAAAAUUUCCUACAACAAAACCUGGAGUAGGAUUUAAAGAUACACCAAGUUAUGUUCCGGCCUCGGAUAUAGCACCAAUUUAUACUAGUUUCCAACCUAUUCAAACAUUUAGUAAAACUGACAAGGGCAAGAAUAUACCAGUUCAUAAACCAUUUAGUCCCUUAUCUCCAACAAAGCCAGUUGUUGAAUCACCUGCUUCACCUAAAACCUCAGUUCCUUUCAAGCGCACAUUAUCUUUUCCUCCUCCAUUACCGGAUGAAAUCAUCAAUACUGAUGCACAAGCAGAAAGUACUGAAUCAUAUAAAACCCAAGUUCGUGCACCAAGCACCCCAAUUACGAACGAGAGCAAGAUUCCGCUAUACAUGAACAUCGCUCCACGACCCGCAAGUACGACGCCGAAGAAUUUUAUUCCUUCCGUUUUACCAGUUUACCAGACGAAUGUUGUUUCUACCGAACAUCGCGGGGUGCAAUCAAAUGUAUUCAUACCGAAAGCAGCAAAAGGUUUUGAAAAUAAAUAUAAUAAACCAUCAAGCGAAAUUCAUGUAACUAAUCCAGAUAUCGGCUCUCUCAAUUAUGACACGGGGUGUGAAACUUAUCAAGAAGAAUCGAAAGUACAUCAUGAUUAUGAUAAAUUAACAGGACUUCGUAGAACUACAAACGUUCAAGAGAGUAUGAGACAUAAAGAGCACAAUAGGCAACAAACAAGCAAUACAAGUAAAGUUGAAACGAGCCCCAAUAUGAUAAAAACUAUUGAACGCAGACAUACUGUUAAGGAAGAAUAUGAACAUACUCAAAAAGCAAAAACUAUUGAAAUUCGCACAGGUCCUGACGGAAAAGUAGUAAAACAGGAAAUAUCACACCCAUCUCCAACAGUUUUAUCAUUCCCGCCUCCUAACUUGUCUUCCAAUCCGUCUCAACAAUUUGGCCAAUCCACUGUCAACAAACACCACCAAACGCUUUCUCAGUCGCAUCAAUUGGCAUCUUCAUCAUUUACAUCUGCAUAUGGUCCGCAAUCUUUGAAUCAGUGUACAUUGCCCCAUAAGACGGGAUUCCCUACAUUAAAAUCCCCCGGUGUAUCAUCAACGGCCAAAACCAUAUCCAAUCCUUUGGUUUGUGACCCGACCCCUCCCGGUGCAGGUGGUGUUAGUGCUCCCAAGGGCGGUGCGUUCGGAGUGUCGACGGCCCCAAAGAGAGGACGAGGUAUCUUAAAUAAAGCAGCAUUGACCGGAUCUAGGGUGCCAUUAUGCGGUCAUUGCAACUCUUACGUGAGAGGACCAUUCAUAUCAGCUCUAGGACGUAUCUGGUGCCCCAGUCACUUUGUUUGCUCGAACGGCACAUGCAAAAGGCCACUUGCCGACAUUGGAUUCGUUGAAGAACAAGGGCAAUUGUACUGCGAGUACUGCUUCGAACAGUAUAUUGCACCACCUUGCGACAAAUGCCAUGCCAAAAUCAAGGGGGAUUGUUUGAACGCAAUUGGCAAACACUUCCACCCUGAAUGCUUCAACUGCGUUUAUUGUGGCAAACUUUUUGGAAACAAUCCAUUCUUUUUGGAAGACGGACAACCCUAUUGUCAAGCAGACUGGAACGAGAUGUUCACAACCAAAUGCUUUGCUUGCGGCUUUCCUGUGGAAGCUGGCGAUCGCUGGGUUGAAGCUUUGUCUAAUAAUUACCAUAGCCAGUGCUUCAAUUGCACCAUGUGUAAGAAAAAUUUGGAAGGACAGAGCUUCUACGCUAAGGGCGGACGUCCUUUCUGCAAAAACCACGCACGCUAAGCUUUUUAAAAUACUUUAAGCUAAAACAGACGUUGUAAUGAAUGGAAAAAUGUGAAGGAUGAAUUACAUUCUAAUAAAAAUGAUUUUAAAAUAUCAUGCUACGCAUAUCAUCUAUUAUAUGUAUGUGAUUAAUGCCGAAAUCUGCACAGCAAAACAAAAACCAAAACAUUUAUGUAAACUAGAAUCAAUAUUUGCUUGUGUAAUUGCAUAUUUAUUUUGAUAGCCCAAUAUAGAAUAGAUCGACUUCGAAAUUACGAAUUACAUACACACAUGUAUAUAUAUAUAUAUAUAUAUAUAUAUAUAUAUAAU
Ctenocephalides felis (cat flea) is the source of this 4125-nucleotide messenger RNA. Its product is annotated as PDZ and LIM domain protein Zasp-like. Gene Ontology annotation, biological process: actin cytoskeleton organization; heart development; muscle structure development. The record is from RefSeq and is a predicted model, not a curated record. Gene Ontology annotation, cellular component: filamentous actin; Z disc; adherens junction. Gene Ontology annotation, molecular function: actin binding; muscle alpha-actinin binding. Lineage: Eukaryota; Metazoa; Arthropoda; Insecta; Siphonaptera; Pulicidae.